Messenger RNA from Hibiscus syriacus, 1173 nucleotides. RefSeq names its product putative leucine-rich repeat receptor-like protein kinase At2g19210. The transcript is spliced from 8 exons. Bases 1 to 1173 code for a protein of 390 amino acids. Gene Ontology annotation, molecular function: protein binding. Lineage: Eukaryota; Viridiplantae; Streptophyta; Magnoliopsida; Malvales; Malvaceae. The record is from RefSeq and is a predicted model, not a curated record.
AUGGAGAUCAUGUGGAGAUAUUCCCUCUUUCACUCGCUGCUAAUUGUAAGCUUUGCUCUUUCAUUUCUAAUCCAUGCUCAAGACCAAUCAGGUUUGAUUAGCUUAGACUGCGGGUUGUCAGAGGAUUCAAGCUAUACCGAUUCCACGACAGGCAUCAAUUACAUUUCGGAUGAACCUUAUAUUCAAACCGGAAUAACUAAGCGUAUAUCAUCGAAAUAUUCGGUGUACCAGCAGAAGUACUGGACAAUUCGAAGUUUUCCGCAAGGAGAUCAAAACUGUUAUAACUUUACCUUGAGAAAAGGAGAUAAGUACAUAAUCAGAAUCAUUCAUGUUCUUCAAUCAAAAUAUUUGUAUGUUUGUUUCGUGAACACUGGGAAAGGGGUGCCUUUCGUAUCGGUAUUAGAGUUGAGGCUUUUGCCAAAUACUACACUUUAUACAACCCAGUUUCAAACUGAAUCACUUUCACUUUGGAAAAGACAUGAUGUUGAUCUGAUAUCCAAUGGUUUCUUCAGGUUUAAAGAAGAUGGUUAUGAUCGAAUGUGGUGGCCUGAUCAAAGAGAUGAUUGGAGGGUUUCAUUCAACAUGGAAACUGCCGGUACACCAGCAGAUGUUGGUCAGCCGAUGAAUAUCAGUAUUCCAAUUGACCGGUUUUACGGGUACAUGCACUUUGCAGAAGUUGAAGUUCUCAAUAACAGCAUUGAAUCCAGAGAGUUCGACGUGAAUUUAUCAUCUAGCAACUUGAAUGGAGAGAUACCUAAUGUCAUACCCAAUCUCUCUCAGUUACAGCACUUGGACUUAUCAAACAACCGUUUGACUGGACCCGUGCCUGAAUUUCUGGCUAACCUGCAAUUCUUGACUGCGCUAAAUUUGAGUAGAAACACGUUUAAUGGUUCGGUUCCUGCAAAACUCAGGCAAAGGGCAAACCAGGAUCUGCUAGAUUUAAUCAUGGAUGAAGACAUAAGUCCUAUUUGUAUAUCCGACUCAUGCAACAACAACAACAAUGACGACGAUAAGAUUGUCCCUAUUGUAGCAUCAGUUGCAUCCGUAGUUUUGGUCCUCAUAAUUACUUUGGCCGUAUUAUGGAAGCUUAAAAGAAGAAAACCGCCUGGUAUGGCCAUUAAUAGUACAAUUGGUGGAUCCAAAUUAAGAUUCUUCAUCUUCAUCCUCGUCUAA